Messenger RNA from Cooperia oncophora, 1926 nucleotides. The record is from the annotation of a GenBank genome assembly. NCBI's taxonomy places the organism in Eukaryota, Metazoa, Nematoda, Chromadorea, Rhabditida, Trichostrongylidae.
AUGUUGGAAGCAAUUUCCUUAGUUCCCAAGGAUGCCACACCCCUUCUGGGAUUGAUCCAGGAUCAUGUUGUGUCUGGUGUACUACUGACGAUUAGAGGACGGUUCUUGACCAAGGAAGACUUCAUGCAGCUCGUAUUGUCGGCAUUUGCGGAGCACACGAAACGUAUUGAGAUCCCUCCCCCAGCGAUGAUAAAGCCGCGCCAAAUGUGGAGUGGAAAACAGGUUAUUUCGUGCAUUGUCAAGAAUUGCAUCCCGAAGGGCAAACCGCUCAUCAACCUCACCUCGAAAUCAAAGACACCUUUGUCGUGCUGGAAAGUGCGUGGUUUUGACACUCCACAACAUAAUAUGAGCGAAUCAGAAGUGGUUUUCCGGCAAGGUGAACUGUUGGUGGGCGUUUUGGAUAAACAACAUUAUGGCGCUACGCAGUACGGAUUGGUUCACAGCUGCUUCGAGCUGUACGGGCAUAGAGUAGGAGUACAGAUUCUGUCCUGUUUUUCUCGUCUCUUCACGACCUAUUUGCAGAUACACGGGUUCACACUUGGUGUUGCGGAUAUCCUCGUUAGAAAGGAUGCAGAUAAACUUAGGAAACAAGCCAUCAGGGAGUCAAGAACUAUUGGAGAUCAAGUUGUACGUAACGCUUUCGGUCUCGACGAGAAUGUUUCACAUGAAGAGAUUGAUCGUAUUUUGGCAUCGACAUACUGUAAUCCAAGAGGGCAAGGACAAGAUGUGAAAAUGCUUGAUUACGCUAUGAAACAAGCUAUUGCGAAAUAUAACGACGCUAUAACAAAAGCAUGUGUACCGGAUGGUUUGAUUCGGCAGUUCCCCGAGAACGCGCUGCAAGUUAUGAUUCAGUCUGGCGCUAAGGGAUCAGCCGUCAAUGCUAUACAGGUAUUUCACUGUCUUCAAUUUCAUGCUGUCUUGGUCAAAUCGAGCUGGAGGGUAAGCGUAUGGCCGUUACUGUUGCUGGAAGAACUUUGCCCUCAUUCAGAGCAUUCGAUCCAUCACCUCGUGCUGGCGGAUACAUCGAUCAACGGUUUCCUAACGGGGAUAAAUCCUCAGGAGCUAUUCUUCCACACCAUGGCCGGAAGAGAGGGUCUGAUUGAUACUGCUGUUAAAACUUCUCGCUCGGGAUAUUUACAAAGAUGUUUGAUAAAGCACUUGGAGGGCUUGAGGAUCCAUUAUGACGGGACCGUCAGAGAUCACGAUGGCUCGGUCGUGCAGUUCCGAUAUGGAGAAGAUGGUCUCGACGUUAUGAAGUCAACUUACAUAAACCCUAAGACGUUCCCGUUCUUAAAAGACAAUCUGGAUGCUGUUAUACAAUGUUCGAAACCAGAAGAAGCUCGAGACUAUGAUUACAAUGUCGAAGCUGCUGAAAAACAAUACCGUAAGAUUGAAAAAUGGCGAAAGAAGUCCGACAAAAGCGGUAAUCGAGCCAAAAAGGUGUACAUAUCUGGCUUCACGGAGUUUUCCGCAGACCAAGUUGGUGUUGAUAAGGAACGAAUUGUUGGCAUGUGGGCAGAAAUGGAUCAAGCUGAAAGAGAGGUGUACGAGAAAAGAGCUCCAAGAAAAUGCCCUCAUGCAGUUGAUGAGGAGUUCAAUGUAAACAGUACCCUCGGUGCACUACCAGAGAAAACGCUAGAUUCUAUUCACAAAUUUUCCGGCAAAAAUGAUAAACUUCGGCGAUCACUUUUCUGGAAAGGUAUGCGUUCUCUGGCUGAACCUGGUGAAAAUGUUGGAUUGUUGGCUGCGCAGUCGAUUGGAGAACCGUCAACACAAAUGACUUUGAAUACAUUCCAUUUCGCCGGUAGAGGAGAAAUGAACGUAACCUUGGGUAUUCCACGUCUGCGCGAGAUUCUUAUGACUGCAUCUGAUCACAUAGCUACUCCAUGUGCAAAGGUCAGUAGUUUCUUUCACAGUUUUGUGUAG